This is a messenger RNA of Sphenostylis stenocarpa, 705 nucleotides long. The record is from the annotation of a GenBank genome assembly. Lineage: Eukaryota; Viridiplantae; Streptophyta; Magnoliopsida; Fabales; Fabaceae.
AUGAAGGUGCAUCAGUUUGCACGUGGAUUCUGGGAGCAUGAACCCUCCCUCACACUUGGGUGCAAACGCUUACGCCCCCUUGCUCCCAAGCUUUCCAACACUGACUCCACUACCUCUAUCACUUCACCUCCAGUCACAACUUUCGACCUCAAGAGCUUCAUCAAACCAGAAAGUGCCUCCAGAAAACUUGUAUCCUCUGACGAUAAUAAGAAAGACCCUACUUCGCCUCAGGGCCAGGUGGAAACGCAUAUUCCAGGAGGGACACGGUGGAAUCCGACGCAAGAACAGAUAGGGAUAUUGGAGAUGCUGUAUAGAGGAGGGAUGCGAACACCGAAUGCUCAACAAAUAGAGCAGAUCACAGUCCAACUUAGCAAGUACGGCAAGAUCGAAGGGAAGAACGUGUUCUAUUGGUUCCAAAACCACAAGGCACGUGAGAGACAAAAGCAGAAGCGUAACAACCUAGGCCUUGCUCAUAGUCCUCGUACUCCCACCACACUAGUGUCACCUUCCUUUAGUUGUAGUGUAAUAACCUCUUUGGACACGACAAAACGGGGAGAAGUAGUAGAAAGAGAUGAGGAAGAUAGCCCUUUGAAGAAGUGUAGGAGCUGGGCAUUUGAGUACUUGGAAGACCAAAGUUGGUCAUCAUGGAAAGAGGAGGAACACAAAACUCUGGAGCUUUUCCCAUUGCACCCGGAAGGCAGAUGA